Messenger RNA from Asterias rubens (European starfish), 2490 nucleotides. Its product is annotated as breast cancer metastasis-suppressor 1-like protein-A. Gene Ontology annotation, biological process: negative regulation of transcription by RNA polymerase II. Gene Ontology annotation, cellular component: Sin3-type complex. Gene Ontology annotation, molecular function: histone deacetylase binding. Bases 106 to 1065 code for a protein of 319 amino acids. The transcript has 9 exons. Lineage: Eukaryota; Metazoa; Echinodermata; Asteroidea; Forcipulatida; Asteriidae. The record is from RefSeq and is a predicted model, not a curated record.
AACCAGCUGUAAACAGAACACGCUUUUCGCGCUUUGACAAAUCGGAAGAUUUUUGUUUUUCUCCUUCAAAGUCCCCAUCAAACCGUCAGGAUUCCUCGUCGAAGGAUGCCAGUUGCGGAGGACACGGCAGAGAGUGAACCGGAGGACGUGGAAGAAGACCGGAGCACCCCGGACAGUGAAAAUGACGACGAUGAAUCGGACAUGGAUACGUCGGGUUCCGAAGACAGUUCGGAGUUCGAUGAGGAAGAUUGUGAACGAAGGAGAGUGGAAUGUCUGAAUCAUAUGAAUGAUUUGGAACGUCAGUUUACUGACCUGAAAGAACAGCUGUAUGUGGAGAGAGUGGGGCACUUGGAGUCCAAGCUGGGGCAGGUCCAGAAGGGCGAUGCCAUGGACUACCACAAGCCCCUCUCAGAGUUAGAACAGACCAUGCAGAUGCGCACUCACAUUGCUGGCGUGUUGCGAGAACUACGUCUCAACAACAUCAAGAAUAAGUACGAGAGCGAAGGGAAAGCGUCACAUGAGAAUCACGAGAGUGAGAAAAUGCUUCUGAGGGACUCAUUGAGAGCUGAUCUAGAGGAGAAAAUCAGACGAUUAGAGGAAGAUCGACACAACAUUGACUUCACAACAGAGCUUUGGAAUGAGACUCAAGCACUCAAGAGCAAAGGGAAGAAGUUUGAUCUAACUAUUGAUCGCAAGAAGAAACCCAUCACGGUGGCAGGACCAUAUAUUGUUUACAAGCUGAGAGAUCAAGAAAUUCUGGAGGAUUGGACAGAAAUCAUGAAGGCAAGAGGCAUAAGUGCUAGGCGAAAAGAACAGGAGCAGGGUCUGAAGCCUGAAAGGAAUCCAUUCUCGGCAAGAUAUGACGACGGGAAACUUUACUACGAAGGAAACUUGUUCAAUCGCCGAGACCGAAUUGUCAUCGAAAAUAGGGAUGAUACACCUGUACUUGCCACCAUAACAGCUGUUAAUACAGGAGAGGUUUGGGUUCGGCGGACAGACGGUACCAAGUCCAAACUCUACAUAGCUAACUUGCAGAAGGGCAAGUACACAAUACGACACACGUGAUGAUAAGCCGCAAAUAAAAGCGAAGUGCGAGCCCAUUGGCUGGUUCAGCUGGGGUUCUGAAUGAUUUUUUACUUGUGAGAAAAACUGCCAUAAAACCAACUUGUAAAACCCCACAUUUUUAUUUGAUCAGGUUUUUUUCUUCAAAUCGAAUAAAGAUUUUGAACAAACUUGCAAAUGGCCAAGUUGUACACAAUCUGAAUGCCAGUCUAUGCGUCUGAACUGGUUAGUUGUACCUACACACUAUUGAAGUCUGUAAAGGGAACUGUAAAUUCUUAUUUAUGAACUUGAUCAUCAAGGUUGUGUCCAUCAAGUCUUUUUUGAAAUCUGCAGGUGACUUGAGAGCGGAAUGCUGACACAUCAAUAAGUUCUUAAAGAAUACCUUUCUGCAACAUCAAAUAGCGCCCCUAUCUUCCCCUUGCAGAUGCAGAACACGACUCCGCACGAGCCCGGUUCAUACUUCCUGCGAACGCGAUACGAAUUUUGAUGUCAUUAGUUUGCAUCGAAUAAACAUAACUGUGUUCAACUCCUGUGAAACAUUGUGCGAAAAAAAGGCUCUACACUAUUUUGGGGGUAAAUUUCUUUGUGUAUAUUUUGAUACCCAGAGUAGAAGACAGGAAAGGCGCGUGUGUGCUGUGCAUUGUUCAAUGGGGUCAGGAUCAGUAUGAACAUUAAUACCAAACGAGUAUUACCACAUGUAGUUACACUUUCAAUGGCCAUUCAAGCUAGAAGAUGAACUUAAAAAAAAAAAAAAUUGUAGUUGUAUUUAUGUCGGAAAAGAUUCUUACAUUAUGCAUUGAGUUCCUUGUAUUAAGAUGGAGCCAUUGUAUUUUCUCAAUAUAAAGCUCUACCUGCCAGCAUAAAUAUACAUGCUUGAUAACUCUUAAUUCAGUUUUUUUUUCAAUUUUUGGGUCCUCGGAAUAAUGAAUAAAACCCUAUAUAAAGCCUUUACUUAAAGACUUAACAUGCUUUAAAUAAAAUUGUUUGAAAAACAUUUUUAAUGGGCUUUAACAACAUACAAUUCUACUAUCGUGUUUGGAGGGCCAUAUAUCAUGACUGAGUAUAGCUUCCCUACAAAGGUAACCUUUUAUAAAGGUGUAGGUUUUUGUAUUUUUUUCAUGCUUUUACCCCCCCAAAAAAAUUGCCAAUACCGCACUGAAAACAGAAACCUGUUUUCUUCAUGCGCAUGUCUCACACUAUUGAAACAGCUUGAUUUUGUUAUUGUUGACUAUCAGCCGUGUUUUUCUAUUUUAUUGGGUUUUUGGCUGAAGAAAUACUGUUUUUUACUUAAUAAGAUAUGAAGAUUAUGAAAUAGCCUGUACAGUUUUAAGGGUUUUUGAUACUUUUUGUAGGUUGAAUCCGGACUCAAUGUGAAUGAUGAUGAUGAUGUGUGUGAUAUAAUUUACCUUUACAAGUUUCAGCUUCAAU